AGCGGUAGGAUCUGUGUGACAGUGCGGGGUACAGCUUUAGGUUGAGGGGCAGCGAGAGGAAAGAAUUUCUCCCGAUCCCGCUAUAUACUCGUUCCUCUAUUCCAUCGUAACAAACAUCAGAUGAAUUCAAACUGAUACUGUUUCAACACCGUGCUGGAAAUUCGCGAGGGUUGCUACAGUGAAGAAUAUUUACCACUCGUCUGCAGGACUUAUUCAGACUACCACGUUACUGUUAGUCGAACUUUCCCCUUUUAUUUUGGAUUGUCUUGCAAUUUGAUUUCCCCCCGUUUUUUAUACCAACCGGCUGACAUCAGAUGAUUUUGUAAUCUGCGGGUGUCUUAGUCCCUUUUCAAAAUUAAAAACGUUUUGGCGAGAAGUUUUAUUUUCAUUUCUAUUUUUGGAGGGAGCCAUUCAGUUUUUCGCGAUGAACAAGCUAUAUAUUGGAAAUUUGAAUGAAAACGUGACCGCGGAAGACUUGGUUAAAACCUUUGAAGAUUACAAGAUUCCAUACUCUGGGCAGUUUCUCAUGAAAACUGGCUAUGCGUUUGUUGAUUGCCCGGACGACCAAUGGGCGAUGAAAGCGAUUGAAACAUUUUCUGGUAAAGUGGAACUUCACGGCAAACGAAUUGAGGUCGAACAUUCUGUCCCUAAGAAGCAGAGGACCAGAAAACUCCAGAUCAGAAACAUUCCACCACACCUACAGUGGGAGGUUCUUGAUGGUCUGCUCGCCCAGUAUGGAACUGUUGAGAACUGUGAACAAGUGAACACAGACAGUGAAACUGCAGUUGUGAACGUCACAUACGGGACCCGGGAACAUGCUAGACAAGCUAUUCAGAAACUCAAUGGCUACCAGUUUGAGAACAAUGCCCUGCGUGUGUCAUACAUCCCUGACGAGAACUCUGAGGUCGACUCUGAACGAGGUCCAGACAACGGCCGUCGCCCCGGAUAUGGUCCACGAGGUAACUCGCGCCAGAUGUCGCCUGGUUCUGGAAUCCCCUCCAAACACCAGCACGCUGAUAUCCCUCUCAGACUACUGGUGCCAACACAGUAUGUGGGUGCCAUCAUCGGCAAGGAGGGUGCUACCAUCCGCAACAUCACCAAGCAAACUCAGAGCAAGAUCGAUGUGCAUCGCAAAGAGAAUGCCGGCGCAGCAGAAAAGCCCAUCAGUAUCCAUUCUACGCCAGAGGGCUGUUCAGCUGCCUGUCGUAUGAUCCUGGAAAUCAUGAACCAGGAGGCCAAGGACACCAAAACUGCUGAUGAGGUGCCUCUGAAGAUUCUUGCUCACAACAACUUUGUCGGCCGUUUGAUUGGCAAAGAGGGACGCAACCUGAAGAAAGUGGAGCAAGACACCGAUACCAAGAUCACCAUUUCACCAUUGCAGGACUUGACCCUUUAUAACCCAGAAAGGACCAUUACAGUGAAGGGUUCCAUUGAGGCGUGCUGCCUGGCAGAACAGGAGAUCAUGAAGAAAGUGCGAGAGGCGUAUGACAAUGACAUUGCUGCUAUGAAUCAACAGACUCACCUGAUCCCUGGAUUAAACCUGGGAGCCAUCGGCCUCUUCCCGCCAUCCUCUGCAAUGCCUCCACCUGCCCUCGGAAACUCUGUGCCUGGCCCCCCCUAUGGUCCUGUUGGGGCCUCUGAACAGGAAACUGUCCAUGUGUACAUCCCAGCCCAAGCCGUGGGAGCCAUCAUUGGCAAGAAAGGACAACAUAUCAAGCAGCUGAGCCGUUUUGCUGGGGCUUCUAUUAAGAUUGCACCUGCAGAGGCACCAGACUCAAAAAUGCGAAUGGUCAUUGUUACCGGACCACCUGAGGCUCAGUUCAAGGCUCAAGGCAGAAUAUAUGGUAAGCUAAAGGAAGAGAACUUCUUUGGGCCCAAAGAGGAGGUGAAGUUGGAGACGCACAUCAAAGUAGCAGCUGCUGCAGCUGGAAGAGUCAUUGGAAAGGGUGGGAAAACCGUAAAUGAGCUGCAGAACCUCACCGCUGCUGAAGUUGUGGUUCCCAGAGAGCAGACCCCUGAUGAACAGGACCAGGUUAUCGUCAAAAUCAUCGGCCACUUUUACGCAAGUCAGCUGGCACAGAGGAAGAUCAGGGAUAUUUUGACACAAGUUAAGCAGCAGCAGAAAGGAGGAAUGGGAGGUCAACAGGGGCCCCAACCACAGGGCAUGUCUGAGAUGGGGCCCCCACAGGGGCUGGCACAAGAACCCAGGAGAAAGUGAGAGGCUGGGGCCCAUAGCCAGUCAGACGGACAGACAAAUGGAGGACAAACGAGCGGACUGACUGAGAUAGUGACAGACAGACCCAGCGCUAGACAGGGAGAAAUGAGCAUCAAACUGAGAGGGAAUUAAAAGAAAAAACGAAAAAGUAAAAAAAUGCCUGAGAGAGGACACAAGUCUAGAGAAAAUGAAAAUGAACAAGAAAUAAGAGUGAUUUUUAAAAAGAGAGAUAACUAGAAAACAGAGACCAGAUGCCAGGCCAGGUGGAGUGAUUGAGGAUGGCGAGGAGGUGGGGUGCCCUCUAUUGAGAGCUUUUUAGAUAGCAGCUUAUUAGGAUAGCGCAGUUCCCUCAGAAGGGAUGUGUGCUACUCGGGACCCUCCGCCAUCAACAGUCACUUCAAAAAUUUUAACUUUUUUUUUUUUUUUUUUUUUUUUUUUUUUUUUAAGAUAGAGAUAUAUGUAUAGAAAUGUUUAUUCAGAGGUAUUAUUAAUGAAAUGCAGUGAGAUAGAGAUGGGAGAGAGAGAGAGAGAGAGCAGGAGAAACCACCACAAUUUGGUGGGCGGAGUCACCAAUCAGGUGACUUCUCCCUACCUAUCAGGGACGAGAGGAGGGGCCAAAGUUGUUAACACUGCUCUUGCAGUCCCUCACAGUAAACUGUGGGGGUUAGAAGAUGAAAAAAGAUGAAAAAAUUAGGUUGUAAAUAUAAUCUUCAUGACUUUGUGCUGCACGUUUAACUGUCUGCAAUCAUGCACCUGGCUUGAGAGGAUGUUUUGAGUGGGUAGUGCCAUUUUUUGAGGCUUCCCUUUCAAGCUGGUUGCUGAUUGGCUGGCAGGGCGGGCGGUUGGAGUUCAGUAAGUGUGUGGGCUUAAGAUGACCUCUGCAGUUGUAUUGCAGUGGUUCAGCUUUGAGAUGCGGAAACACACCUAUCCCGCCUUAAACCACGCCAGCGAUGAUCGCUGCUGCGUUGCCUGCACCCAAAUGGCAUAUUUUAUAUAUAUUAUAUAUAUAUGAUAUGUGAGUUAACCUGGCCCCUCAUUGCAUUGGACUAGGCAGGAAGAAAACUGAUGAAAUGGAGAGUGGGGCUUACCAGGAUUACAGUAAAUAAGGCCCAGGCCAUCUUUUUGUAAAAGUUUUUUUCUAUUUUAGGAAUGUGUGAAUAACAUAUUUGCAAUUUUCAAAUAGCAACAGUUGUUAUCUCUAAACCUUCAAACUGUUUGCUGGGGCUUUCCCUGAGAAUAACAUGUAAAAUAUGUUGAAACAGUCUGAAGGCCAGCUUUGAAAUUACUGGGAUCCUUAAGGCCAAAGUAUACUUCGGUUUUCCGUGUGCUGGUAUGUCUUGCGCACAGUGCUUGUGACACAAAUUUUGUCAUUGGCACAGCACGCCAAUGGCGGGUCUUGGGGGUGGGGGGCAUUGCCCCCCUAGAUUCCCCCCCCCCAGAAAUGUCUGACACCCCUCUCCCGGUCUACCAUUUGCUCACCCUAAAGAUCAAAAUACUCCUCCAAAAGAUUGCAUCUUAGUGCCGGCCCUGCAGAACACAUGGACUGUGCUCGUGCAGCCAAGUUUUUCUAGACACGUGCGUUUAUGGUGCGUUCAAGAGAACUUUUCCCACCUCCUAUUUGAAAACAGUGCUCGAAGUCGGACGUCCGACUUUUGAAGUUGGGGUAGAUUGAUAAAUCCCGACAUCAGAGAGAAGCAUUAUUGAACGUAAUUUCCAAGAUGGCGGCGACCAACGAGCAUAAUACAGAGCUGGGUUUUGUGAAGCGUAAAAACAAACUUUUAAGUAUUUACACUGGACGAAAGCAUUUUGUGCUUGUGACAUUUUUGCUUUUGCCAUAAUGGGCAUAAAAACACGAAAUGUUCUUGUUCAGUCAUGGCGCCUUCUUGUGGUGUGUACAUGUAACCGUGACUUGUGACUGCAAGGCAUUGAGGUUGGAAAUUGGAAAUUGGAAAAAUCUCCGACUUCGUCUGAAACGCGGCAUUAGUCUUUGCGCGUCCGUAUGGGCCUGUGAUCAAAAGAGUAUAAUUUGAAAGACUAUAGCGUGAGACAGAACGGCAAACAGAAAAUAGAAGUAUACUUUGGCCUUUCAACACAAAGGGUACAGCCCCUCGUCAAACCUGCCUUUUAGUUCAUUGGUCAAGAACAGGUGACAGCAAAGUGGUUUCUGUGCUCUCUCUCCCCUGCUUUGUUCGACAUUUGCCGAUGAGGUUGCCAGAAUGCUGGCCUUUCUCACUGAACCUAGAACAGAUUAGAUAAAAAAUGAAAUUAAGAAAAAUGAAAAACCUACCUCAGGGUAUUGUUACCUCAGUAUUCCUAAUUUCUUUUCUUUCUUUUUUUUCUUUUUUUUUCCUUUUUUUUUCUUGCUUGCUGGUGUUUUAUAUAAAAGCUGAUAGUCUUGAAUAUUUUAUUUUUUUAAGGAAGAAAUAUUUUUAGUUUUUUGUCUGGUAGCUUUUUUCCCAUUAUUUUCUUUUUCGGUAUGAGUGUAUGCAUGAGUGUAAUUGUGAGGUUUCUUCCUCACCUGAGCUCAAAAGGACCCCCAGGAAAAGCAAUGAAUUGUGUAGGUGGUUUCACAGCCUUUAGGCCAGCCUGGGGAUCCUUAGAGACCUGCACUUGAAAUCACUGGCCAAUGGGAAGUGGAACAAUUCACACCAUCUUUUACUGGUGCAUGAAUGAUGUUGUCAUGCCACAGAUCUUUUUAGUUUGACGCAUAUCAGAAUGAAUUAUGAUUGUGAUGUGCCAUUAAUUUUUGCGCCUGUGGUGUGAUCUUGAUCAUUUUGCACUGAAGGUUUCGACUUGGACUCCAUUAUCAAUUACAUGAACAGCAUUGGUUGACUAACUUGAGAGGGUUUUAUAAAUGGGGAUGCUUGCCAAAUAGUUUUUAUCCACAACUUAACUGAAAAACUAAAGCAAAGUGACCUUGUUGGCCCUAAGGCACUGAAUGUAAAAACAUCUAACAUCUUUUUUUUUUUUUGUUUUUUUUUUUUUGGUUGGAGUCUUCUCAUUCCCCAUUGUCCUGUGCAAGUGUGCGCGAGUGUGUUUUCUAAUUGAGUUUAAUUGUUAAAUCUUUUGUUGGGGAAGUGGUUUGGGUGUUUAAAAAAGGCAGAAAAAUUGAAAAACACACUAUGGCCUCGGUAAUACUCAUUUUUUUAAACCGACUGAGAGCAUAAAAGGUACCUUUGAAAAACGGGAGCCAAAAAAAUUAAGAAAAAAAUGCUCACAUCUCGCAAAUUUAACCUCGCACAUAAUUUUAAACAAAUCGAUCAAAAAAUAGAUUUUUUUAAUUUAAUUUUUAAUUUAAUUUUUUUUUUUAGAAUAAAACGCUAAUUGGAUAAAGGAUGGAAAGGCUUAAAUGUUAAAGAUGGAUGGACACUGCCGGACUGCAUACUUUUCAGGUUCCAUUCAGACAUCUGUGAAGGGUUUGCCACAUGUCCAUGUGCUUUAAAGGGAAAGUUCACCCAAAAAUGACAAUUCUGUCAACAUUUUACACAUUCUCAUGUUGUUUGAAACAUGAAUGACUUUAUUUUUUUUUCCAAGGAGCACAUGCAGACAGAGUAAUACAGAUGGUACAAUAGACCCGUUUAGCUUGUAGUCCAAAACCCGGGAGUGAAUUCACCAUGGCAAACAUUUGCGGCGAAUCAAAAGCUCAUUUACAUGUGAAAAUAACGAGCUGCAAAUUUGCAGCAAGUUUGCGGCUAGUUUAGAUUUUUUUUUUGUAACGGGGAGUUUUGAGUAGAAAAAUAAGGUCUGUGGUAAACAUUACUUGACGAUACGUGGACGUUUUGUUCUACAACAUAAAUUACACCCAGUCAUACUUAAAACGUGAAUUUUGAAGGCUAAUUGAAUGACAUACUUUUUUCUAAAAACACAUGGUGGUUUCAAAAUUCACGUUUGAUGUAUGACUGUGUAAUUUAUGUUGUAGAACAAAACGUCCACGUAUGGUCAAGUAAUGUGUGCCACAGACCUUAGUUUACACACAAGAUUAAAAACCCAAAGGAAAAUCAUGAGGGAACCCAUGGCGAAUUCUCUUCCGGCUUAGCCUACGAACCGCUUUUAAUGAGGGUGAUUAAAUAUGACUGAAUUUUCAUUUUUGUCUGAAUUAUCCCAUUAACAGGUCAAGGUCUUUGUUUUUUAAGCUUCCCUUUUUCACACUAGAUGGCAGUCUUCUGUUUUCUGCUUGAAGGUCACACUUGUCAAUGAUUCCUCAGUUGUCUCUAGAGAGACACAAUACAUACUACUCUUCAGGCGGGAAAGAAGCGUCUUGUUCAGUUACAGCCCAUAGAUUUCUGUCAGACACCAAGACACACUCAUACACUUUUGCUCUGUUCAGACUGCAGCAGCCAUUUUGUUUUUACUUUUAACUUUUUGUUUUUUUUUUAGACAGCAAGCUUUAUUUGGACAUGACAUCUGGUUGCGAACUGUUUCGUCAAUAAAAGACAAAAAAUAUGUGAGAAAUAUUAACAUAAACAGCAGAUCUCCAAGAACUAACAUAAUUGUGACAAAAAUGGAAAAAGUAGAAAUGUUAUUGUAAUUUGCAUUUUUUAUUUUUUUUCUGUAUUAAAUUUUUUUCUGUAUUCUUAGGGUGAAAGGUAUAAUAAGCGAUGAGAGGGAGAUGGACAAUUUUAAUGAGGAGGUAGACAUUCUUUCAAAGCUAGUUUUUAAAGAGACCUUAAUGGAUUUGCUUCAUUUUUCCUUCUGUUAAUUUAGCAUUUAGAUGAAUUUUAGAUGCCACAUUCAUCCUCUUCCUCUUUUUUUCCAUGUCAUUCCUUCCUCCAUUCUUCCAUUCAUCCCUAUUACACCACUCGCUACCUUCAUCUGCUCAUUUUGUAUUUUGGUUUUCCUUAUAUUUCAUUAUUUCCUGAAUCAAAAGAGCCAUUUGCAUUGGCAAGAGACGUGUUGUUUCAGUUCUGGAGUAGAACACCCUCUCUCACGCUGGCCUUGUUUGUGACCGUUUUCUCAGUUCAGUUGAGUCGUUUGAUGUUUAAUUUCUUUUUCUUUUUUUUUUUUCUUGCUCAGAUUGUUUCCGUUUAUUUAGUGUUGGAUUAUAGCUAGGUUUCUCCUUCACGAUGCACACACACACACACACACACACACACAUACACACACAUCUCACACUGCUACUAGUUAUAUAGUAAAUACUAACAAAUAAUUCAUCCUUCAAGUAAUACCUGUGCCAAACUGGGGUUCUCAUUUGGGUUCUCAUUUUUUUAUUUCCUGUUUUGUGCUCCAAGAAAAAGGAACUAAGAUUUGUACACAGUCAGGAGCAGAUGCAGUGCUCAUAUAGAUUGGCUGGUACACGGUUUCCCUGAGUACUGCGAGUUAGGCCUCCUGUUUGGCACUUGUUUUCUUAUGUUUUUCAAGGUCCUCCACACUCAUUGUCUGUGGCAAGGGCUUGAACAAACAGUAGAACAGUUACGCUGACAUACUUGAGCUUCAAAAAGAGACGGUAUGUUGUUUACUUAUGCAAUUCUGUGACAAGUCAAAUGAAUGGCUGUUGUUUGUCACACGGACUGUUAACUGUCCACUUGGAAACCCAUAAGGAGGACGUGAUCGCCCCAUCCGUUGCAUUGCAGUGCAUAGAUUUACACGUAGAGGGCAGAUUGAACCUCAACUUAGUUGGGUGUGAUCAUCGAUUUUGACGUUGCAUGCCACUGUUGUAUCUCACCGUGCUAGUUUCUGGCAUCUCCUUAAAGAAAAAACAUUUGGGUGCUACAAUGACGACUCAAACCUCAUAUAACUAGGAACGCUACCUCAAGACUUAGCCAUAAGAUUGUUUUAUCAACCAGACGAGAGCGAAAGUGCAUGUUACAUUACUUUUGACUUAAUUUAUUUUUAGCUCUUCUUAGAUGUUUGGGUAGAAUUUUACUACUCCAGCCUAGAGUUGGGACUCUAAUUUACAGUGGCGUCUGAACUUUUGGGGAGGAACUGGGGGCAGGACAGUGUGGUGUGAUGGUUUGCACAGUGCAAGGAGAAGGAAAGUUUUUUUUUAAGGUUUCUAAGUCCACAAUUAAGCUAAAAUUCUCCCCAUAUGAUAAAGUGUCUUAACCAAACCCUAAAUAAGAACCUCUUUCCAGGUAGCUAACUAUUACGAUACAAAUGGAACAAACUUAACUAACUGUCGGCAUCAGAUUUUGUCGAUACCUCAGUAGACGAAACACAAAAUUGUGCCUGUUCUGCUGUCCUCUGUGUCUUUUCCCACCUCAAUGGCACCACACUACCUCCACGCCUUGCAGCCUUGACCUACCAUUACUUGGACAUACCCGAUGUACAAUCCCCCCAAUGGAAGCUGCCCUCGAAACCAGUUUCACUAUUUCUUUUUCGAAAGCUGUGGAUAGGAUGAGUGAAACUAGAUUUAAAUUGGCAAUAAAAUGGCAAUUUCUGCCUAGAGCUUCUACUAACAUUCUGUCCUCCAUUUGUAGGCCCCUUUUAUGAUUUACACCCUGAAUCAAAGGGCACCACAUCUGUAACCAUGUAUUAUUAAUUUUUUUGUUUUGUUGAUCUACCUCUUAGAAGAAAAGAAAAUAAACAAAUAGGAUGAUCAUAAAACGAAAAAAAAAAUGGACACAAAAAAUUUACAUUUUGAAACUAAAUAAAUCAAUGAUAAUAAAAGGCUUAUAAGCAACUGGGUAGCAGCAUCUCCAUAUACUGUAGUGAAUAGAAAACCUUUACUUCCAAAGAUGAUUUUGUUUUUUUUUGUUUUCAGUUGUUUUGAAAUUGAUCUGGAAGAAUUUGAAAAUGGAAUAAAUGGAAUCUGGUAGGGGAAAUAAUUCAAAAAACGAGUCAAUUUCACUAGUCAAUCUACAGCCCCCCCCCCCCCAUUAUUUUAUUAAACUGACUUUCAUUUUUAACCUACAAAUUCUUCUUUUUAUUUGAUUUAUAUUUCUGAUGGCUUUUUAAAAUGACAUAGGAUUGUAUCUCUUAUGUUUGCAAUAGAAAUCGCUCUCUUUCUCUGUGAACCGUGACAUAAUAGUAUCUUUUCAGGCCGCACAGAGCAGCAUGAUGUUAAAAUCAUUUUCGUUUUUAUUGUUUCAUUCACCUGUAAUGAUACGACAGGAGAGUAAAGGUCUGUUUAAUUGAAUAGGGCACAUUUUUGGAGGAUGAGAGAGAGAAAGGAGACUACCUUUAUCGGACUACCUUAUCCCUUCAUCCCUCUUACUGAAGGUGCCACAGACAUUAUUAGGACUUUCAGCCUCUGCCUGCCUGAUUUUCUUUGAUUCUCAUCCACAAUUGUUUUGAACUCCUUGUAAAGAAUACAGAGCAUAGAUAUGAAUGUGACAAUAAAAGAUGAGUAAACCGGU
This is a messenger RNA of Myxocyprinus asiaticus (Chinese sucker), 9510 nucleotides long. RefSeq names its product insulin-like growth factor 2 mRNA-binding protein 1. Bases 425 to 2218 code for a protein of 597 amino acids. Gene Ontology annotation, molecular function: mRNA 3'-UTR binding. Gene Ontology annotation, biological process: nervous system development; regulation of gene expression. The transcript has 15 exons. The record is from RefSeq and is a predicted model, not a curated record. Gene Ontology annotation, cellular component: cytosol; cytoplasm; nucleus. NCBI's taxonomy places the organism in Eukaryota, Metazoa, Chordata, Actinopteri, Cypriniformes, Catostomidae.